AUUGAAGGAUAUGUAAAAGAAAGAACACAGGAACAAGUAAACCCUAAACCCUUUCAUCUUCUUCUCACUCUCACGUGUUCUAACACCUCCUUCGUUUUAGUAGCUCAGUGUCGCCGACGUCUUUCUUCUGCUCGUUCCGGCGCCGCCUCCGUCCUAGUUGUUUGCAUUGAUUUUCUUCUAUCUUGUUGUUAGAUUUGCAUUUUGAGAAAUAAAUUCUCCAUAAACAUGGCGGAGCUUCUAUUUGAUGAUAUUUUCAUGGUCAAGUGUGUCAACCCAGAUGGUAAAAAGUAUGAUAAAGUUUCUAGAAUUGAAGCACGGAGUGAGAAGCUUUCCAUGUAUAUGCUGCUGGAUGUAAACACAGAGAUAUAUCCAAUUGAUGAAGGUGAGAAGAUUCUGAUGGUAUUAUCUCCCACGCUGAACUAUGAUGGAGCUCCUGUUACUAGCUAUACGGGUCAGGAAGGGAAGAAAUCUCUCGCAGAUAAAUUUGAGUACAUUAUGCAUGGUAAAAUAUACAAGCUUUCAGAUGAUGGUUCAGGUUCAGACUUGAAAGUGGAGGUUUAUGCAUCUUUUGGUGGACUCCAAAUGUUGUUGAAGGGAGAUCCAAUUCACUGUGCCAAAUUCAGGGUGGAUCAAAACAUGUUCUUACUCCUCCGAAAACAACUCACAUGAACAACAAAAAUCUCUUCUACUUGUUCACUCUAAUGGCCUUUUGGUAGUACAGAAAUUGUGAUAACUCUGCCUAAUUAUUGAUUAUAUUUGCAGAUAAUUUUGAAUGGAAUACGUUCACUAAAUCGAUCUUCAUAGUCGCUGUAUGGUUUAACUUAAA
Molecule: messenger RNA, 826 nt
Organism: Benincasa hispida (wax gourd)
Lineage: Eukaryota; Viridiplantae; Streptophyta; Magnoliopsida; Cucurbitales; Cucurbitaceae
Product: DNA-directed RNA polymerases II, IV and V subunit 8B-like
Biological process (GO): DNA-templated transcription
Cellular component (GO): RNA polymerase I complex; RNA polymerase III complex; RNA polymerase II, core complex
Source: RefSeq, a predicted model, not a curated record